GGGUAGGGGCCAGUUAUGACUCAGAGGGGGGAGCAGCCAUGACUCCUGUCAUGGAGGGCAACUGUCCUAGAUGGGGGGACUGAGGCAGGACCUCAGGGCCUGGGUGCUCUCAAGCCAUAAUGCUGGGGGACCUCAUGUCUCUUUUUAGGAGUCUCCACGGGAUGCUUGCUUCCUCAGGCACCAUAGGAGCAUUGAUGGCUUGGCUGAUCAGCUAUAAGCCAGCCUUGUUUGGCUUUCUAUUCCUUCUGCUGUUGCUUAGCAACUGGCUGGUCAAGCAUGAACUCAAACCUACUCCUCAAGAGCCCCAGCAGGAAGAGGCCGAGCAAUCCAAGACUUGCGAAGCCAAAACCAACGGCAAAUGCCUAAACACGAAAGAAGUGGAGAGACUGCAUGCCUGCUUUGCCCUCCAGGACAAGAUCCUUGAACGGCUUAUGUUCAGUGAAAUGAAACUGAAAGUCUUAGAAAAUCAGAUGUUCAUCGUAUGGAAUAGAAUGAAUCACCACAAGCAGUCAAGCCGACGGCGGACUUUUCCAGUAGGAAAACACAGAAUGCGGAGGCGGGAGUCUCUUUUCUCCAUCCUCUCUGAUUGCACUUCCAAUUCCCCCUAAUGAGGCCGCAGAGACUGCGGUGGGCUGGCCUCUUCUGAUGUUAUCUUUCCUCAGUAAAGCCCAGUCAGAGAUUA
This is a messenger RNA of Odocoileus virginianus texanus, 682 nucleotides long. RefSeq names its product testis expressed 46 (gene TEX46). The record is from RefSeq and is a predicted model, not a curated record. Lineage: Eukaryota; Metazoa; Chordata; Mammalia; Artiodactyla; Cervidae.